Mangifera indica (mango) is the source of this 1552-nucleotide messenger RNA. RefSeq names its product alkaline ceramidase-like. The record is from RefSeq and is a predicted model, not a curated record. Gene Ontology annotation, molecular function: hydrolase activity, acting on carbon-nitrogen (but not peptide) bonds, in linear amides. Bases 435 to 1214 code for a protein of 259 amino acids. Lineage: Eukaryota; Viridiplantae; Streptophyta; Magnoliopsida; Sapindales; Anacardiaceae. The transcript is spliced from 4 exons. Gene Ontology annotation, cellular component: membrane. Gene Ontology annotation, biological process: response to salt stress; autophagy; ceramide metabolic process.
AAUUGAAAAAAUUCUAGUUCAAACUUAACUUGAGAUCAGCAUAUCAUCAACAUUGUUUUAUUUGAACGAUUGUGUUUGGCUCGCUAAUGAUUCUUUUGUAUUUGAACGAUUUUUUUUUUUUUUGUUUCUCUUCAAUUAUUCGUUAUCACAAUUUUUUUCCUUCUCUUGUGGUGAGUACAUGUUAAUUAGUGCCAACACAAUCUCAAAUCCAGGCCCAAACUUGUACGAGGCCUCUAAAAUGCGGCAGGCUCAGCCCAAUUUCAGGAUCUUGCCACUGUAACGGAGACAUACAUUCGAGCAUACGAUCGUCAUACCAAAUUCAACACAAAGUAGAAUGAUAUCCCUUUCCUCGUACAAGGCACAUGAUUUGUAUGUUUUAUGAUCGUUGCAACAUCCUAGUUUGAGAGUGCAGCUGAAUAUAUCCAUAUUUGUGCAUGCACAUUGGAAUGGCUGAUGGGUUGUCAAGUUUCUGGGGUCCCGUGACAUCAACUAUUGAGUGCUGUGAGGAGAAUUAUGCCUACUCCUCUUAUAUUGCAGAGUUUUACAACACCAUAUCAAAUAUUCCAACUGUUCUUUUGGCUCUUAUUGGUCUUAUAAAUGCCUUGAGACAACGAUUUGAGAAGAGAUUCAGUGUUCUUCAUUUAUCUAACAUGAUACUUGCUAUUGGAAGCAUGUUAUACCAUGCCACAUUGCAACUUGUGCAACAACAGAGUGAUGAAACACCUAUGGUCUGGGAGGUUCUCUUAUACAUGUAUAUCCUGUAUUCACCAGAUUGGCACUAUCGCAGUACAAUGCCCACCUUCCUUUUCCUCUAUGGUGCUCUUUUUGCAGUUGUCCACUCGGUGUUCCGGUUUGGCAUUGGCUUCAAGGCGCAUCAUGUGAUCCUCUGCCUUCUCUGCAUCCCUCGGAUGUACAAGUACUACAUUUAUACGCAGGACAUGGCUGCCAAGCGGCUGGCAAAGCUUUAUGUGGUUAGUAUUUUCCUUGGUAGCAUGUGCUGGCUUGUUGACCGUGUUUUCUGUGAAGAGAUAUCCCGCUGGCCUAUCAAUCCACAGGGUCAUGCCUUGUGGCAUGUCUUCAUGGGGUUUAAAUCUUAUUUUGCGAACACAUUCUUGAUGUUUUGCCGGGCACAGCAACGAGGAUGGGCUCCAAAGAUUGACUACUUUAUGGGGAUUUUGCCUUAUGUUAAGAUUGAGAAACCAAAAUCCCAGUAACAGAAAGCAAAGACAAGUGUAGUUUCUGCUGUCAUUUAGAGGUACCCAAGACUUUUCGCAGGCAAAGUAGCAAACUGACUCUGAAAUUUUGCUGAUGAGGAUGGAUCCAACGGAUGAUUAAAUAUUGAAAUUUAACUAGAAUGUCAACAAAGUUUUCGUUGUGAAAGUAGACUUGUACCAUGUAAUAGUUAGGUUUUUCCGGUUUUAGAAAGUAUCAGUGCUACAAUUAAUUUGUUCAAUUAUUAAACUUUAGGUAGAAUCAUCAUGAAUUUUGAGUUUGCAAAGUUGUGUUAUUGAGUAGAUAAUUUAAUUGUCUGAUUGCAGGCAUCUUGUUCCAA